Talpa occidentalis (Iberian mole) is the source of this 1402-nucleotide messenger RNA. Its product is annotated as dedicator of cytokinesis protein 1-like. The record is from RefSeq and is a predicted model, not a curated record. The coding region runs from base 39 to 854 and encodes 271 amino acids. Gene Ontology annotation, cellular component: cytoplasm; plasma membrane. Gene Ontology annotation, molecular function: guanyl-nucleotide exchange factor activity; small GTPase binding. Gene Ontology annotation, biological process: small GTPase-mediated signal transduction; cell migration. Lineage: Eukaryota; Metazoa; Chordata; Mammalia; Eulipotyphla; Talpidae. The transcript has 7 exons.
UAGUGGUUUUCCCUUCCCUGGUUUUCAGGUAUGGAGAUAUGAGAAGACAGAUUGGCUUUGAAAUCAGAGACAUGUGGUACAACCUCGGCCAGCACAAGAUAAAGUUCAUCCCGGAGAUGGUGGGCCCGAUUCUAGAGAUGACGCUGGUUCCGGAGACGGAGCUGCGGAAGGCCACCAUCCCCAUCUUCUUCGACAUGAUGCAGUGCGAGUUCCACUCCACCCGCAGCUUCCAGAUGUUUGAAAAUGAGAUCAUCACCAAGCUGGAUCAUGAAGUGGAGGGAGGCAGAGGAGACGAGCAGUACAAAGUGCUAUUUGAUAAAAUCCUCCUGGAGCACUGCCGGAAGCACAAGUACCUCGCCAAGACCGGGGAGACGUUCGUCAAGCUGGUGGUGCGCCUGAUGGAGCGGCUCCUGGACUACAGGACCAUCAUGCACGACGAGAACAAGGAGAACCGCAUGAGCUGCACCGUCAACGUGCUGAAUUUCUACAAAGAAAUUGAGAGAGAAGAGAUGUACCUAAGGUAUUUGUACAAGCUGUGUGACCUCCACAAGGAGUGUGAUAACUACACGGAAGCAGCCUACACCCUACUUCUCCAUGCAAAGCUUCUGAAGUGGUCGGAGGACGUGUGCGUGGCCAACCUCACGCAGCGGGACGGGUACCAGGCCCCCACGCAGGGGCAGCUGAAGGAACAGCUCUACCAAGAAAUCAUCCACUACUUCGACAAAGGCAAGGUGAGACAACGCGCUGUCUACUGUUUCCCUGGGCGCCUCGCUCGGUGUGGGCACCGUCUGUGGACACGCGGUAUCAGCGGGGCCUGGGCGCAGUCAGGCGCACAGUGGAGGUCUGAGGCUUAGUCCUCAGAGGCCGCAUCUAGGCAGACAUCUUAAAAGAGGAAUUGGUCACCCUUAGAGAAGCCAGCCGGAAAGGAAAGGCUGACCCGGGAGACAGUCAGGUCCCUGCCGGAGAGGGCCAGGCUGGACGCUGGCUGGAGGGGCUUCUGGCCACCUGUUCCUUUGAGGGUUGCCGUUUCCCUGCUGUCAUGAGACCUAGGGCAGGGCAAGCAGCACCCCCUCUCUGCAGCUUCUAGGUGGUGGCUUCAGACAGAAUUUCUCCCUGGGACUCCGACUGGUGGAAGCUGCCCUUGCUCUCGCCGGCAGGACCACAGGUCACACCUGGUCCACUUGCUGGGCCAAGCACUGACUGUUACUGUCUCGAGUGAGCAGCUGCAGCUUCUGCAAGUUUUGAGAACGACACUCAGCGAGUUCAGCUCUGUGGGCGGCUUGCUUGUCACUUGGGGAAGUGACGUGGUGCUCCCAGGGGGGCAACUGUUCUGACAAAGACCCCCCCCCUCCUGCCCUCUGGCCUCAGCGCAGGGUGAAUCCACCCGGCUCCCCAGCUGCGC